Molecule: messenger RNA, 636 nt
Organism: Galeopterus variegatus (Sunda flying lemur)
Lineage: Eukaryota; Metazoa; Chordata; Mammalia; Dermoptera; Cynocephalidae
Product: calcium-binding protein 5
Exons: 6
Coding region: 115-636 (173 amino acids)
Molecular function (GO): calcium ion binding
Source: RefSeq, a predicted model, not a curated record
GAGGCAGGAAGAGUUGGCAAAAGAGUGGCAGAGAAGAUAAGGAGGCAGAGCUGCCAAGGGGGCACAGGAAGGAGGGGCCGUCUUGAGAUUGGAGAGCUCUGCCCUGCCCCCUCCAUGCAGUUUCCCAUGGGCCCCGCCUGCAUCUUCUUGAGGAAAGGCAUCGCCGAGAAACAGCGGGAAAGACCACUGGGACAAGAUGAAAUUGAAGAGCUCCGGGAAGCAUUUCUUGAGUUUGACAAAGAUCGAGAUGGGUUCAUCUCUUGUAAAGAUUUGGGGAAUCUCAUGAGGACAAUGGGUUACAUGCCCACAGAGAUGGAGCUGACUGAACUGGGCCAGCAAAUCCGGAUGAACCUGGGUGGCCGUGUCGACUUUGAUGACUUUGUGGAGCUGAUGACCCCCAAGCUGCUUGCAGAAACAGCUGGGAUGAUCGGUGUCCAGGAGAUGCGAGAUGCCUUCAAGGAAUUUGACGCCAACGGAGAUGGGGAGAUCACCCUGGGGGAGUUGCAACAGGCCAUGCAGAGGCUGCUGGGAGAGAGGCUCACCCCCCGGGAGAUCUCCGAGGUCGUCCAGGAAGCUGAUGUUAAUGGAGAUGGCACCGUUGACUUUGAAGAGUUUGUGAAGAUGAUGUCUCGUUGA